This is a messenger RNA of Cornus florida, 468 nucleotides long. RefSeq lists its product as uncharacterized. The coding region runs from base 1 to 468 and encodes 155 amino acids. The transcript has a single exon. The record is from RefSeq and is a predicted model, not a curated record. Lineage: Eukaryota; Viridiplantae; Streptophyta; Magnoliopsida; Cornales; Cornaceae.
AUGGACUUGACAAAAAUUAAAAGGGGCGGGGUGGGAUUUAGAGAAACCCGCUCCAAACCCGCCCCGUUGCCAUUCCUAGUAAGGAAGUAUGAAGGCCCAUUCCCCAUUGUCAAGCGGGUGGGCAAGGUCUCCUACAUGGUGGAGUUUCCACCCAAGUUGAAGAUACAUCCAGUCUUCUAUGUCAGCAUGUUGAAGCCUUAUCACGAAGACAUAGAAGUCCUUACUCGGGGCAUAUCGCAAAUGGCAUCCACAGCCGUUGUCACAUCUUUCGACAAAGAAGUUGAUUGCAUCCUUGCGAAUCGUGUGAUGAGCAGGAGAGGUGUACCUAAGUAUACAGAAUACUUAGUAAAAUGGAAGAACAUGCCAGAUAGCGAGGCGAGCUGGGAGCAUGAGGAUAAACUUUGGCAGUUCGCGGAGCAUAUCCAGCGGUUCAAGCAAGAAGACGCGACGAGGGCAUUACGAGCUUAA